Molecule: messenger RNA, 5926 nt
Organism: Plutella xylostella (diamondback moth)
Lineage: Eukaryota; Metazoa; Arthropoda; Insecta; Lepidoptera; Plutellidae
Source: RefSeq, a predicted model, not a curated record
CCCAAGGAGCGCUUGGACACUCUGUCCUCAGCCUUCCUCAUCCAGCCACUGCAGACUACUUGUACUAUUCGUACUUGUAAAUGUACAUAAGCAUGAACCAAUAAUACCGAUACUUGACGUUCUCAGAUUACGAGCCGACGACGACAUUAUGCCUCAAUAACACGCGAACGAAGAACUUUAUCAAAAUCAUGAAUAAAAUUGUAGAUUCAAUUAUAAAGAUAACGCAAACGUCAUACAUACAUAGCUAAUUGUAAAGACCCCCAAAAACCGGUUGAGUAAGGUUGUGUUCAUAAAGAUCGCUACACGGACGAAAUUUUUGAACGCAUCGGUUUGGCUAGAACGCCUAGCAUUAGCAUUUACUUGAGUUCGCGCCAGUGGCCAUCUUGUUUUUGUGGAGACCGCACGUUUCGCGUGUUUCUGCGCGGGAAAUACGAACGUGUACUAUUUAGUCGUCACUCAAAUAACUUUAUGUGAAUUGUGCAUUGCAAAAAGCUUACCUAUUACGUAUUUGAAGUGCCAUUUUGUUUCUUUCAUUUGUUGUUUUGCCGACAAAUCGAAAAAAGUGCAUCGAAAACUUCUAACACUAGCAACUUGAUUGUGCGUCAUCAAAAGUGAUUAAAACUUUUUUUUCUUCCAAGUGGUUUUUGUUUAGAAUUUGUUAAAACUUGUGAGUUUUCAUACUGGAUGUUGCGAAUGCUAUGAUCGUCGUCGACUGUUCCACGGAAUCCAGAGAAUGGAGUGAUAAAAUGAGUUAAAAAAACACUAAAAUGAUAAAGGAGAUCGUGAAAGCGAAUCUCCAAAAAAGUGAAAGUGAAACAAAAUCAUGUGAACAACGAACUCACGCUGAAAUACAUCAAUUACGGACUUUCAAACAAAAUGCACGUCAACAAGUCGAUGUAUGCAUGGACGAUGUUCAAACACACACGGUUAAAGUAGACAGGAGAUCCCUAAAAUGUUCAAUACCAAGACUAAUCUCAUUCCUUGUACUUUAUAUGUGUAUUAUAAAUGUGAUAACUAAGUGUGAUGUUAGUGUUAAUAAUAUUAAUGUAAAGCAAUAUCCUUACGGAGGCAGUCAGGAUUUGAUGCCGAAAACGAGGCAUGUUCAUAAUAAUAGAGAAGACAAAGAUUUAUUAUCAAACCUUAGAAAAAAUCGAAAACCCAGAGAAGGAAACGAUGUCGAUGAUACAAAAGAAAGUAAAUACGCCAGUGCGGAAGAUCCAGAAUUAAGUAAAUACCCUUACUACGUUAAACUGUACAAGAACACUACAGCUUUCAACGUAACCGAGGAUCAAUCGAUCGAUCUAUUCAGACUUCACAAUUACAUAUACGACGAUUCUCACGCUAUUGGCCAUCCGCAUAACAUAAUAACGAGUCCGUAUUAUGUGAAGCAGAUUAACUUUAACUUGAUGCAAGAGAGGCACCAGUUUCAUGAAAAAGUGGUGAAAUUGGGUGUGUUGCUUCCCGCUGACCCAGAGCAAGUGUUUUCUUUGGUAAAAGUGUUGCCGAUAUUAGAGAUGGCAAUUCCGGCUGUGACCAAGCCUGAUGGCCCUCUUCCCGGAUGGAAUAUCCUGGUCGACUACAGAGACACACAGUGCUCCUCUGUGUACGGCCCUCUGGCUGCUUUCGAGUUCUACGUCAAUGGAUCUGCUGAUGCUUUCAUCGGGCCUGGUUGUGAAUAUGUGAUAGCACCAGUAGCGAGAUAUGCUGGGCCGUGGAGGAUCCCAGUACUGACGGCCGGGGCGCAGGCUGAACCCUUCUACCACAAAGUCCCAAGCUACACAACCUUGACCAGAAUGAUGGGAAGCUACACACAAGCUGCCGGAGCUAUUAGGAAGAUUUUCGAGGAAUUCAACUGGCGCAAAAUCGGCAUGCUCUACCACAACAACGACCCGGCUGCUGGUCUCGGAAACAGCCCCUGUUUCCUCACCCUCAGCGCUAUAUUUACCAUACUGAAGGAGAAGAACCGGUCCAACAUACCAAACAUACCAUUUGACGAGACCAAGACCAAUUCGACGCGUCUGAAAACGCUGUUGGAGAAACUCACUUUGAGUACGAGAAUCGUGGUGGUGUGCGCGAAUCCGAAGACAGUGAGGAACAUAAUGCUGGCUGCAGACGAUCUCAACAUGGUGUCGUCCGGAGAAUACGUGUUCUUCAAUAUUGAGCUGUUUUCCAAUCUAGCGUCAGCGUCAUCCAAAGAGCCGUGGAAAGUGGAAGGAGAUACCUUCGAGAUGAAUGAGAAAGCGAGACGGGCGUACAGCGCCGUCCUCACCGUCACGAGCCCCGCGCCGGAGAAGGAAGAAUAUCUGGAGUUUUCUGAUCAGGUCAAAGAACUAGCAGCUACAAAAUACAACUACACUUUUGGCAAAGACGAAGUGGUGUCGACGUUUGUUGCGGCGUUCUACGACGCGGUUCUGCUCUAUGCGCUUGCGCUUAACGACACGUUACGCCAGUCUGAUGACCCCAGAGGACCACUAGAUGGCGCUGCUAUCAUUCGGAACAUGUGGAAUCGAACUUUUCAAGGAAUAACUGGAGAAGUAGUUAUGGAUGAAAAUGGGGACAGAGUAGCGUCGUACUCGCUUCUGGACAUGAAUUCCAAAACUAGCCAAUUUGAGGUGGUGGCGACGUACGUGGCGGCCAACUCAUCGCUGCAGUUCGUGGCGGGGCGCCCCAUCCACUGGGCGGGGGGGCGCUCCUCGCCGCCCCCGGACACGCCGGAGUGUGGCUUCGAUGGCUCCCUGUGUCCGGAUAACUCGCUCCCAGUGUACGCGAUCCUCAGCAUGGUGCUGAGCUCCGUGGUGGUGGUGCUCGCCGUGCUGUCCGUGUUCAUAUACAGACACUACAAGCUGGAAGCGGAGAUAGCCAUGAUGACGUGGCGCGUGAGCUGGACGGACGUGCUGCAUCCGGGCGGCGGCGGCCGCUUCCGGGGCAGCAUGCACUCCCUGGCGCGCCGCUACAGCACUGGGACAGCAUAUUCCGACGAAGCCACUUCCCUGGCCGGCGAUCGUCAAGUCUACGCUCCAUGCGGCUUCUACAAAGGCUGUCGAGUCGCCAUAAAGAAGGUCGACAAACAACGCAUAGACCUCACGCGACCACUGCUCCUAGAACUGAAGAAGAUGAAAGAUCUAGAACAUGACCACUUGGCGAGGUUCUACGGGGCCUGUGUAGACCCUCCUCACUGCUGCUUCCUGACUGAGUAUUGCCCGAAAGGCUCACUCCAGGAUAUUCUGGAGAGCGAUACCAUGAAGCUGGACUGGAUGUUCAAAGUCAGUUUGAUGCACGAUAUUGUACGGGGCAUGCACUACUUACAUGGCACGGACCUCAAGUCGCACGGCGCGCUCAAGUCGAGCAACUGCGUCGUGGACUCGCGCUUCGUACUCAAGAUCACCGACUUCGGACUGCACGAGUUGAGGACUCCAGAGAAGGACACACGGGCUCAUAGCUUUUGGACACGUCUCCUCUGGACGGCUCCCGAGCUACUCCGAAUGCCCGAGCCUCCCCCCGAAGGCACACAGAAGGGGGAUGUCUACUCAUUCGGAAUCAUCAUGCACGAGAUCGUCAAUAGACAGGGCGCCUUCUGGUUGGGCCCCGGUAUUGACAUGUCGCCCAAAGACGUGAUAGAAGCGGUGAUAGCCAGCGGUCUCCGUCCCAACACGACACACAACCGCUCUCCCGAGUACGACGAGGCUUCAGAUCUCAUGAGGAAGUGCUGGGCCGAGGACCCGGCGGAGCGGCCCGACUUCGGACAGCUGAAGAGGGCCAUAAGGAGGCUAAAUAAGUCACAGGAGAGCAGCAACAUCCUCGACAAUCUGCUGUCUCGUAUGGAGCAGUACGCGAACAACCUCGAAGCUCUAGUCAGCGAACGAACCCAGGACUAUCUAGAAGAGAAGAAAAAGUGCGAGGAAUUACUGUAUCAGCUGUUACCAAAGUCAGUAGCAUCCCAGCUCAUAAACGGCCAAUCAGUCAUCGCGGAAACCUUCGAACAAGUGACGAUCUACUUCUCGGACAUCGUGGGGUUCACUGCCCUCUCCGCCGCGAGCACUCCCAUGCAAGUUGUGGACUUGCUCAAUGAUCUCUACACGCUGUUUGACUCUAUAUUGGAGCAUUAUGAUGUUUAUAAGGUGGAGACAAUAGGCGACGCCUACAUGGUGGUCUCCGGGCUGCCAGUCCGCAACGGGACCCGACACGCGUGCGAGAUAGCACGGAUGGCGCUGGCUCUUCGCGACGCCGUACGCCGGUUCCGCAUCCGACAUCGUCCGCACGAUCAGCUGAACCUGCGGAUCGGGGUGCACUCAGGUCCGUGCGUCGCCGGGGUGGUCGGUCUCAAGAUGCCACGGUACUGCCUCUUCGGAGACACCGUCAACACGGCGUCUCGCAUGGAGUCCAAUGGGGAAGCCCUGAAGAUCCACCUGUCUCCGACCACCAAGGCUUUGCUGGAUAUCUACGGGACUUUCCUGCUGGAGUGCAGGGGAGAGGUAGCGAUGAAGGGAAAAGGAAGUCUAGUCACAUACUGGUUGUUAGGCGAGCAAGUGGACCCGAACGCGCCCAAAGAGAAACCUUCGCUUACGAAAGCGCAGACGCUGUCCACGGAAAGUGGAUCUCUAUCUCAUCUCACUCCUUUCCGUCAGCGCCUCGACCACGGCUCCAGGUCAUCCAGCAGACGGGGAUCCGGCAUCUUCAACAAUAAAUCAGACUUGAGCAAGCUGGAGAAAGAAGCACAGCCGCUACUCCAAACCCUCAAAAUGCAGAGACAGCAAUCCGACCCAACAGAACCAGUCACCAACGGAUCAGACUUAGGAGACGAAUCAGACAAAAUUAGCCUUUCCAACUCCAUAUCCCUUAAUGUCAACUCUCUGAAUCACAACACAGUGAAUCAGACUGGACAGCCAAAGGUUAAGCUGAAGGAUUUUCAAAUGAACUCCAUAGGAAACCAUAAGCCAAAAGUAGGGAAUAAUAAUUGGAUAUCGAAAUUGCCGACUGCUAGCUCGUUUGAUAACGGCACCAAGAAAGGGAAUGAUGGGUUAAAGGAUUACAGCAGUGUGCCUCUGCUGUCGAAAACUGAAAAACCAAAUGAUUCAGUAGUGUAAUUGUUUAAGGCUGUUUUGCAUUAUCUUUGUAAAUAUUAUGUUGUACUUAAUAAAUGUCUAAUCAAAGAGAGAAUUUUCGAUUCAAUAGCUUAUUACGAAUACUAUACGGAAUGUGUCAAUAUUAUUAUUAGAUUGUAUUAGCGUGUCCUUGACGACAGUCAACUUGGUAGACUGUUAUUAAUAUUAUCGAUGUGGUUACUAUUAGUUAUAUUCAAAAUACAUUCCUAAUUAAUAACAUUGUAUUUAGGUCAAAAUACGAAUAAUAUAUUUUCUGACGUUUUUAGGAUGAAUGUAUUAGGUAUUUUUGUCUUUUCUAAUGGACUUUAAAACUUAAUGAAUCAAACUAAAUGUUGCAUACGUAGGUACUUAGUUUUUUUAUUGUUCACAAAUUUAUACAGGAUGGAUAAUAAACUGUGCUCAACCACACAACAAAAGAGUAACUUUUUUCUAUGCCGUGUGUGAUAACUCACGCAGUCGUAACUUUAUUAUGAGUUUUGUAAAUAAUUAUCAAUGAAAUAAAUUAAAUUUGUUCAGAUCUAACUUAUUCCGGUGUAUCAUGUUGAGAAACUCCAUCCUGUAUUAAAAAAUGUGGUAGAACUUCAAUGAUGAGAGACUAGUUGUAAAUACUUAACUAACUAUUUUUAAUUCUUAUUUCGUGUAAAUAAAUACUUAUCUACUACCUACUUCGGAAUUCAUUGUAACAUUGUUGUGAUCUUAGCGAAAGGUAUUAUACUAAAUGUGUAUUUAUAAAAUAAUAAUUGUAAUAAAUCGUGAAUGAAGGUGUUUGACUUGCACAUAAAUGUUUGAAAAACGUUAUAGCCAAUAAAAAGAGUGAGAAGUAA